AUGGCGCGCAAUUUGUUUUUCGGCGGAGGUCGAGAUCCAUCCCCAGAUGAUGUGACGACCAAGGUCUACUUUGACAUUAGCAUUGGCCAGCAGCCUGCCGGGCGUGUGGUCUUCGGGCUGUACGGUGGCAUUGUCCCAAAGACCGUCGAGAACUUCCGCACGCUUUGCGAGAAUCCACCCGGCGAAGGGUUCAAAGGAUGCCCCUUCCACCGCAUCAUCCCGGGCUUCAUGUGCCAGGGUGGUGACUUCACCAACUUCAAUGGCACCGGGGGUCGAAGCAUCUAUGGAAACAAGUUCGAGGAUGAGAACUUCGAGCUGAACCACACAAAGCCUGGGCUCCUGAGCAUGGCCAACGCUGGCCCCAACACCAACGGAUCGCAGUUCUUCAUCACCACAGCGCCCACGGACUGGCUCAAUGGCAAGCACGUUGUCUUCGGCGAGGUGCUGGAAGGAUUCGAUGUCAUCCAAAAGAUGGAAUCUAUGGGAUCUCAGUCGGGCAGGACCCGGCAACCGGUGGCCAUUGCUGAUGCAGGUGAGCUGUAA
Messenger RNA from Symbiodinium natans, 543 nucleotides. NCBI's taxonomy places the organism in Eukaryota, Dinophyceae, Suessiales, Symbiodiniaceae. The record is from the annotation of a GenBank genome assembly.